UUUACAGGGCGGAGAGAGGAGAGUUCUGGGUCCGGGGGGUAGCAGUCCCAAACUCCCUGCCCAGCAUGUGCAGAGGAAGAAGAGAAAAAACACAUUUACUCGAACACACACACACACCCCGCCAAACCUAUUUGUAAGGGAGGAGGAGAUAGCCGGAGUAAUGCAUAGGCAGGAGAGGAAGCCGUGGCCAGCGCCGAGCGGAGGCGGAGGAGGCGGAGGAGGAGGAGGAGAAGCAGGAGGAGGAGGAGGAGGAAGAGGAGGAGGAGGAGGAGAAGGAGAAGGAGGAGGAGGGGGAGGCGGCGGCAGCCGCUGCCCCUCCGAGGACCUAGUCCACCGGCUCUGCUCCCGCACCAGCCUCAUGGCUGAAGUUCUGUUCCGGCAGGAGAGAAUAAUGAUCUCCAAAGGAAAAAUCAUUCUAUUUCUGCUGAUUUUAUUAACUGCGCUGGUGGUGCUCUGGGGAUAUAAUAACAGCACAGAAGGAUCUCUCUUGUGUAUAUAUCCUUACCAAUCCAAAGGGAACGUUAAUAGCAAUGCUAAUGUUCAGAAGAGAUGGUGGCUGUCCAACUGGUUUAACAAUAGGAGCCAUGAUUAUCAAAUUGAAGAACCCCAGCUGUCGGAUUGGUUUAAUCCCAAACAACGGCCUGAUGUUCUGACAGUGACAAAUUGGCUUGCCCCAGUUGUAUGGGAGGGCACUUACCAUAGAAAGGUCCUGGAAGACUAUUACACCAAGCAAAAGAUCACAGUGGGCUUAACAGUAUUUGCUAUUGGAAGGUAUCUUGAUCGAUAUUUGGAGGAAUUCAUGACAUCUGCUGAGAAGUACUUCAUGGUUGGCCAGAGAGUUAUAUUUUAUAUCAUGGUGGAUGACUACUCUAAGAUCCCUUGGAUACAGCUGGGUCCUCUUCGUACAUUUAAAGUAUUUGAGAUAAACCGAGAGAAGAGGUGGCAGGACAUUAGCAUGAUGCGCAUGAAGGUCAUUGGGGAACACAUCAUAGAUCACAUCCAGUAUGAAGUUGACUUCCUCUUCUGCAUGGAUGUGGAUCAGAUCUUCAAGGAUGAUUUUGGGGUAGAGACUCUAGGGGAGUCAGUAGCUCAACUCCAGGCAUGGUGGUAUAAGGCGGAUCCCAGUGAGUUCACUUAUGAGAGAAGGCCUGAGUCUGCAGCAUACAUCCCUUUUGGCCAGGGAGAUUUCUAUUACCAUGCAGCCAUUUUUGGUGGCACACCACUUCGGGUUUUGAACCUCACCCAGGAAUGCUUCAAGGGAAUUCUUCAGGACAAGGAAAAUGACAUUGAAGCUGAAUGGCAUGAUGAAAGCCAUCUCAACAAGUAUUUCCUUUCUCAAUAAACCACAAAAAUCCUAUCCCCAGAAUACUGUUGGGAUUACCACAUAGGCACCUCCUCAGACAUUAGACUUGUCAAGAUUGCUUGGCAGUCAAAGAAUAUAAUGUGGUCAGAAAUAACUCCUGAUGUUUGGGGUGGGAUGGCAUUAAGUUUCUGGAUUAGAGUGCCUAUCGUUCUGGCUAAUUCCUCAAAGCAGUUGCACUUAAAAAAAAAAAGUAAGGGUAAAGCCAAAAAAAUUACAUCACUUUACUCAAAAGCAAAUUCACAAAACCUCUUUAUAAUUUUCUAUCUUCUGCACGGGUGAUAUUGGAUAAAGAAACAUGCCUGGAAAUUAGAUGUAAAUACACAGAUUUUUAAAAAAUCUACUGUGGGUAAUGGGGAAUUAUUUUGACCUUAAUAAAAUAUGACUGAAUAGAUUGUCAUAAGUAUUCAAAGCCAGAAACACUCUAAUUCUAUAGUGAAAUUCACCCAUCCAGAGGUUGGUGAGGAAGAUCUGUCAUGGAUUAGUUCCUUAUGAUUUGUAAUAUAUCACUCUUUCACUUAGCCUGGAGAAGGAUGGUGACACUUGCCCUGUGCCAAUACUUUAUAAAGAUUAUGGGCUAUGAUGCAACCCAAGUUUACAAUUUUUAGUUGGCUAUUGAUGACAUGUUGCCUGAACCCAUUUGAAGACUGUGGUCAUUCCUGAUCAGAAAGUGAUGUGUUUGUGUGAAGUUUGUAGAAGUAUUAGGAGACACAACUAUCCAAAUGAGGGGAGUUUUCCUAAUGAGGCUCAAGGGCUUUAUCUCAGUGUCUGCUCUAGGACUAAGUAUUGGACAUCUAUUCAGCAAGAGGCAGAUUAGCUCCUAUGUUGUAUUAAACCAUUUGAAUGAGCUGUGAGAGGGCCAGAAAAUGUAAAAUGAGAGGCUGGCAACUUGUCUGUGGUAUUGCUACGUUAGAUCCCAAGGGUGCAACUGACCAUGGUAGAGAUUUAGAUUGGUGUUUAAUGACCUAUGUACAGGAAUGAGGAAGGUAUCCCUGGCUUCUUGCUUCUACUGGACACAGCAAGUUCACAGGGCUACCUAAUGGACUCUCCCACUGGCAGUGUUUCCCCUCUGCAUAUCAUCAUCUUGUUUUGUACCUUGCCCCAGCUACAGUUUCUCCAUCUUGUGGUUUUUCCCACCCCCAGCGUCAGGACAAGGGGUUGGUAGAAUGUGGAAACAGAGAGAGGGCCAAAGGAGAGUGGAAGGAGAGGGCAAGAAACUCUAAGUAUCUUUUACCAAGGUCUUCCUCUGAAAAAGAGGAAGAGCAGAUGUAAAUACGUUAUUCAAACCUUCACUGCCAGUGCCAUUGGACCACUUCAAGAGAUUAGACAAUGAAUGAGUUGUGAUGUCUCAGUGAGCAUCAAGGGUGGAAGAAGCAAAAGCUACCAAGUGAAUGACUGUGGAGCCUCAAAAAUGGAAUUCCAUGUGAAUUAUUAUGAAAGCAAAUACAGAUGGCAGUUAGCCUUUCCAGUAACCAUCAUUCUUGCCAAAGAUAUCAGUAUCCUCUGAGAGAGAGUGUAAAUAUCCUUAGACCUCAUUGGUAAUUGAGCCACUAGCUCACUGAGAAGGCAGGAGAAGGAAUGUAUGUUGAUAUUUAUUUUCCUAGCUUUCUCUUGUGUUCCAGCUCAAGUUAUUUUCUAUAUCCAAGUAAGUUGCAUAUCUUAUGCAAACUACUGUGCAGGGGCUCCUUUGAAGUAGUGUAACAGUAGUUAACAGGAACAUUCUCCUGCUUCCUCUCCCUAACAUUUUCUUUGUAAAAAUAAUAAUAAUAAAUAAAAUUUUAAAUACCUACAGGGAAAAAUAGAUUACAUUUGAGUCAAAAGCCCUGUUGAUCUCCAUAAAUAUUAAUCAAUCCAUUUUAGACUAAAUUUGGAUGAAGGAAGACUUAGAUUUCCAUCCUGCACUCAACUGAGUGUUUUGAUAUCAGGUUUAAGGGGCAACUUUAAGGGGAGUAGCUGAUUAGCUUCUUUCGCUUUUUUUUUUUUUUUUAAAGGAGUCAUUGGGAAUUCCAGUUGGAAAAAAUUCAGUAUAUCUUAAUGAUUGU
This is a messenger RNA of Dromiciops gliroides (monito del monte), 3402 nucleotides long. It is a transcript of the gene GGTA1, whose product is annotated as glycoprotein alpha-galactosyltransferase 1 (inactive). The transcript is spliced from 7 exons. Lineage: Eukaryota; Metazoa; Chordata; Mammalia; Microbiotheria; Microbiotheriidae. The record is from RefSeq and is a predicted model, not a curated record. Gene Ontology annotation, biological process: carbohydrate metabolic process. Gene Ontology annotation, cellular component: vesicle; membrane; Golgi apparatus. The coding region runs from base 161 to 1342 and encodes 393 amino acids. Gene Ontology annotation, molecular function: hexosyltransferase activity.